AUGGCCACUGAAAUAUGUGAAAAGUGUGCGCAACUGCUGAAGGACUUCGAUGCUCAUGUAAAGAGAUUGUCAGCUGAAUUUGUACUUAAGAUAAAGGAGUGUAUAAAGGCCCUGUCAAGAUGUAACUGUCUGAGGAAGAAGAGAGCAUCUUCUGAGUCCUAUACUUCUGAGCAGCACCAGAGACAGGCUGCUCGUCUACUGCUGGACCACCUGGACACAGGUAAUGUAAAUGGAUGUGUAGUACACUAGUCUAAUAACAGGUUUAACCCCACUGCCCAACCCAGUAUUGUCUACAAACAUUAAAUACAUACGAGCAUCAGGAUAUCAUGGGGCAGUGUUAAUUUAUUACACAACUCAGUCUGUGUACUGUGUAAGUGUCAUUUUGAGUAGGUGAUUUCAGCAUUUAGCCUACUGGAAGUGUCAUGUUUAUUUGAGACAGCUGGUUAUUAUAAGUUUGUAAUAUUCUAACUGCUUUGUCAUGGCUGUGCAGUGCAGCGAGGUCUCCCAUCAGCUUAGCUCUCAAACUCUAGGCGGCUUUCUGCCUUCUCCCUACAAUUUUCAGCCAAUAGCUUCGCCCAGGACUGACUCAUGUGAACUACAUUCCCGACGCUGUGUUUGAACGUUUAGAAACGUCAAUCAUCGCUUGCGAUACAGCUUUCGAAACAUAUGGCCUUUAUCUUUAAUCAGUAAUAAAGAAUCCUUCAAAUAAAAAAAAGCCUCUUAACAAAACUCCACCCGACAGAAGACGCCUUCGUCCAAUGACUCUUAUGUGUAAUGUAAUGGAACUGAGCGUCAUGAUCAAGGGCUACCAUCAGUUUAUCUUUUCUAUUGUAGUGCUACAGUUGUGACCAGCAUUAUGAAAAUGUCAGACCAAAUGUUUUGCUUGAGGGCUGGGAGAUAAGAAUGUAUUCCCCCUGUAACGUGGAGGCAGCCAAUAGGUCUAUAGUUGGAAAGCUAUACUGUACAGCCUAGCGGUCUACAGAAAGAUAAAAGUUGAAAAUAUAGGAAUAUGAUUGGUGACAUUGAUUGUUUUUAAUUCUGUCUUGUUGCAGUGGAGGCUCCUUUACCUGUUGCUAUCCUGGAGCCAUACACAGCCCUACUGCUAUCCAAUGACCUGGAGGUACAGAGGACCACCUCUCUGUCGCUGGUUCAUUUGCUAGUGAAGAACAAAGGUAUGUACACACAGACAGACACUCACACUGUCUUUGCCACAUGUGUCAAGAUUUAACACUGCACUAUUGUUUUCCAGUGAGUUAGGAGAAGGUAAUUGAGAUGGGGAUGCUGGUGCCCCUGCUAGAGAUGCUCCAGUCUGUACAGUGUAACUCCUGUCAAUGUGUUGCCUUACUGGCCUCAGGUCGGUGGACUAAUGUUGUCACGUUUGAUUUUGACUUCAUUUGAACUUUGAUUCCCAGAGGAAAAUAAUACGUCCCGGGCUUACAGAACAAGAUCACUACACAUGGCAAUAUACACAUUACAAAAUCAAGUGCUGGUGCUACUGUCAGUGCAUUUCAUGUUUACAAUCAAUCAGCCUGGUCUCAUAGGCUAGACGUAACAUAGUAAAUGUAAAUCUGGUACACUCAAAUUAGUAUGUUAUGUUUGGUAUGGUUACAUAAGACAAAUGUUUACUUAAGGCAAAAACAAAAGUAGGGUGGAUGGUCGGGCGUAUAAUGCGAUCGUCUAGCAACCCAAAGGUUGCGAGUUCGAAACUCAUCACAGACAACUUUAGCAUUUUAGCUAAUUAGCAACUUUUCAACUACUUAGCAUGUUAGCUAAUAACCCAUUCAGCUUCCCCUAACCUUAACCCUUUAACCUAACCUUUAACCUAACUCCUAAACUUAACCUUAACUUUAACCUGAAGGUUGCAAGUUUGAAUCUCAUCACGGACAAUUUUAGCUAAUUAGCAACUUUUCAACUACUUGCUACUUUUUAGCUACUUUGCAACUACUUAGCAUGUUAGCUAAUCCUUCCCCCAACUCUAACCCUUUAACCUAACUCCUAAACUUAACCGUAACCCUAACCCCAGCUGAAGUUAGCCAGCUAGCUAAUGUUAGCCACCUAGUUAGAAUUCAUAACAUAUCAUCAUACGUUUGGAAAUUCGUAACACAUAGUAUGUUAAGCAAAUUUUUUACAUAUUGUACAUUUUGCACAUUUGUAACAUAUAAUGCGAAUUGUAAUUUGUAACAUAUCAUACAAAAUAGGUGAUGGACAACCACAAAUUAAUACCAUACGAACUGUAACAUAUCAUAUUAAAUGUAACGUCUCAAAUUUACGUACAGACUACUCACAUGGUUAGCAUAGGUAGUUAUCUACAGUACAACACAUUAUGUUAAACAGGAAACUGCUAAAAUAAUGGAAACACUUGAGUAAGUGAGGGAUACAAAUAUAUUGAAAGCAGGUUCUUCCACACAGGUUUGGUUCCUGAGGUAAUUAAGCAAUUAACAUCCCAAUAUGCUUAGGGUCAUGUAGAGAAAUGCUGGGCAGCCCAGAAUUUUUGCCAUUAUUUUGUCUACAAUGGCUAUGCCCCCAUAGGAUGACAAUGCCUUCAUCCACAGGGCAAGAGGAUGUCUGAGACAGCGUUUGUCACACCCUGGCUCUGGGACUCUAUAUGUUGAGCCAGGGUGUGUUCAUUCUAUGUGUUAUAUUUCUAUGUUGGGGGUUCUAGUUCUUCUGUUUCUUUGUUGGCCUGAGUGACUCCCAAUCAGAGGCAACGAGUGUCAGCUGUGGCUGGUUGUCUCUGAUUGGGAGCCAUAUUUAAACUGUCUGUUUUCCCUUGGUGUUUGUGGGUUUUUGUUCCAGUUGGUCAUUGUUACCUAGGACGUUACGAGUCGUUUUGUUGUUUUGUAUCGUGUGUGCACUUUAACUAAUUAAAGUAUGUUCGCUCAACACGCUGCGCCUUGGUCCUCCUCUAUGUAUGACGAUCGUGACAGAAAAACCCACCAUACAAGGACCAAGCAGCGUGUCCAGGAGCAGGCAGCCUGGACAUGGAAGGAGAUACAGGCCGGGAUGGAUCGGCGUCCGUGGGAAGAGACGGUGGAGGCGCGCCGGAGAGAGGAGCAGCGGCGCCAAACGGGUCAACGUCGGACAGGCGAGAGGCAACCCCAGAAUUUUUAGGGGGGGGCACACGGCAUGGACGACGGGGCUGACGGAGGCAGACAAGGGGCGUAUUCAGAGGGCCACCAGGUUACGGGGGUCACUGGUAAAGGAAGGGAAGGAAGGUUUAGAGGCACGGCGAGAGGUACUGGGGUGUGUUACCAGUCCGGUCCGGCCCGUUCCAGAUCCCGGUAUAGAGCCAGUGGUGUGUGUCCCCAGUACGGUCCGGCCUGUCCCUGCUCCACGCACCAAGCCUACGGUGUGCGUCGCCAGCCCGGUCCGGCCUGUCCCUGCUCCACGCACCAAGCCUACGGUGUGCGUCGCCAGCCCGGUCCGGCCUGUCCCUGCUCCUCGCACCAAGCCUACGGUGUGCGUCGCCAGCCCGGUCCGGCCUGUCCCUGCUCCUCGCACCAAGCCUACGGUGUGCGUCGCCAGCCCGGUCCGGCCUGUCCCUGCUCCUCGCACCAAGCCUACGGUGUGCGUCGCCAGCCCGGUCCGGCCUGUCCCUGCUCCACGCACCAAGCCUACGGUGUGCGUCGCCAGCCCGGCCCGGCCUGUUCCUGCCCCUCGCACCAAGCCCACGGUGUGCGUCGCCAGCCCGGCCCGGCCUGUUCCUGCCACUCGCACCAAGCCUACGGUGUGCGUCGCCAGCCCGGCCCGGCCUGUUCCUGCCACUCGCACCAAGCCUACGGUGCGCGUCGCCAGCCCGGCCCUGCCUGUUCCUGCCACUCGCACCAAGCCUACGGUGCGCGUCGCCAGCCCGGCCCGGCCUGUUCCUGCCACUCGCACCAAGCCUACGGUGCGCGUCGCCAGCCCGGCCCGGCCUGUUCCUGCCACUCGCACCAAGCCUACGGUGCGCGUCGCCAGCCCGGCCCGGCCUGUUCCUGCUACUCGCACCAAGGCUGGGGUGCGAGUCGUCAGCCUGGUCCAGCCCGUUCCUGCCACUCGCACCAAGCCUACGGUGCGCGUCGCCAGCCCGGCCCGGCCUGUUCCUGCUACUCGCACCAAGCCUACGGUGCGCGUCGCCAGCCCGGCCCGGCCUGUUCCUGCUACUCGCACCAAGCCAGGGGUGCGAGUCGUCAGCCUGGUCCAGCCCGUUCCUGCUACUCGCACCAAGCCAGGGGUGCGAGUCGUCAGCCUGGUCCAGCCCGUUCCUGCUACUCGCACCAAGCCAGGGGUGCGAGUCGUCAGCCUGGUCCAGCCCGUUCCUGCUACUCGCACCAAGCCAGGGGUGCGAGUCGUCAGCCUGGUAAAGCCCGUUGCUGCUCCACGCACCAAGCCAGGGGUGCGAGUCGUCAGUCCGGUGAGGCCCGUUCCGGCUCCACGCACCAAGCCAGGGGUGCGCAUCGUCAGCCCGGUCCGUCCCGUUGCUGCUCCACGCAUCAAGCCAGGGGUGCGAGUCGUCAGCCUGGUAAGGCCCGUUCCCGCUCUACGCACCAAGCCAGGGGUGCGUAUCGUCAGCCCGGUCCGGUCCGUCCCUGUCUCACGCACCAAUCCAGGGGUGCGCGUCGUCAGUCCGGCACAACCCGUGCCUGGGUCACCGGUGCCUAAUCAGGUACCGGUCAACUGCUCCACUACGGAGCUGAAGCUAACCGCUCCUGCUACGUCCAGUUCAGCUCCAGCCAGCGGGGCCAGACCGGACCAGGGGCGCUAUGGGGGGUUUAUUGGAGGGUGGUGGGCAAGGCCGGAGCCAGAACCGCCGCCGAGGAGGAAUGCCCACCCAGCCCUCCCCUGUUUUGUUCUAGUGGAGGCGCGGUCGCAGUCCGCGCCUUUAGGGGGGGGUACUGUCACACCCUGGCUCUGGGACUCUAUAUGUUGAGCCAGGGUGUGUUCAUUCUAUGUGUUAUAUUUCUAUGUUGGGGGUUCUAGUUCUUCUGUUUCUUUGUUGGCCUGAGUGACUCCCAAUCAGAGGCAACGAGUGUCAGCUGUGGCUGGUUGUCUCUGAUUGGGAGCCAUAUUUAAACUGUCUGUUUUCCCUUGGUGUUUGUGGGUUUUUGUUCCAGUUGGUCAUUGUUACCUAGGACGUUACGAGUCGUUUUGUUUCGUGUGUGCACUUUAACUAAUUAAAGUAUGUUCGCUCAACACGCUGCGCCUUGGUCCUCCUCUAUGUAUGACGAUCGUGACAGCGUUUUCCACCACCAUUAACAAAAUACCAAAUUAUGGAAUUUCUGGUGGAAGAAUGGUGUUGCAUCCCGCUAAUAGAGUUUCAGACACUUGUAGAAUCUAUGCCAAGGUGCAUUGAAGCUGUUCUGGCUCAUGGUGGCCCAACUCCCUAUUAAGACACUUUAUGUUGGUGUUUCCUUUAUUUUGACAGUUACCUGUACAUUCCAACAUGUAUGUGUUCCCUGCUGGAAGAUGUAUGUAUGUAUGUAUGCCUUCAUUCUUGCUGGUUAGUGAAAGGCAUGGCACAUAUGUGGGACGUCCUGUUCCAUGUGUUUUGUCAAUAUUUUAUGCUAACCCAACAUUCCAUUCUAAUCCAACAUGACUCUCAGUUUUCCAAACUAGAUGUAAUCUCAAUUUGCUUCAAUUUUGUUGUAGACUCAAACAGAGAAGCUAUCGUGUCAGCUGAUUGGGUGAUUCCACUACUGGUUUUAGCCAAGUGUUACGAUCCUCAAGUCCAAAAGAAUGCAGUUUGGGACCAUUUAAACCUCAAACAGUCUGGUAGGUCUGCACAGGACUGUCCACCAGUAGAUAAUGUACAUAUCUCAGGUUGCCGCCACAUUUUGGGUUGUUGCUGUGUUGAUAUGUUCAAAAUGGGUGGAGUUCAAAUUACACAUUAGUUGGCUGUGUUCAGCUUGUUUGUUGACUUUUCAAAAUAAGUGAUGUGUGCCACUGUUAACCAUAGAGAUCAAUCAAGAAUAGAUGGCUAGAUUGUGGUCCCAAAAUUAAUUAUGAACCCUCAUAACUCAUGCCUAGACAUACACUCACUGGCCAGUUUAUUAGGUACACACAUCUAGGACUGGGUCGGAACCCCCUUUGUCUCCAGGACAGCCUGCAUUCUAUAAGGUGUCGGAAACAUUCUACAGGGAUGUUGGUCCAUGCUGACGCGACGGCAUCACACAGUGGCUCCAGAUUGGACGGCGGUACAUUCAUGCUGCGAACAGCCCGCUCUAGCUCAUCCCAAAGAUGCUCUAUUGGGUUGAGAUCUGGGGGCUGCGCAGGCCACUCAAGUAAACUGAACAAAUACAAUUUGGUGAACUAUUUGGUUUUUACAAAUAACCAUUCAAAUACUCAAAUAAAAUUACUAUGUUUUGGGCUGUGUAUUUAAAGGACUCAAAUACACAGAAAACUUUAAAUAAUAAAUACUCAAAUACACAUGUAUUUGAACCCAGGUCUGCUGUCAUGUAAUGUUUUCAUACUCAACCUCAGCCAAAAUGUUUUAAUUUUAUUUCCAGAAUGCAUCACAAGCUUGCAGAUGCCUUCGAAUCCUUUCAGGGAAUGGUCAUUCUAACGUAUAACCACGGAACACACCCAUUUAACGUUAUGAGGCACAUAUUCAACACAGAUUGUUGUCGUGGAGACAAGGUCAAUCACCAUUCAGGAUAUUACUUAAUUCAAAACGUAUUAAUAAGGUCAUAAGUGAGGCUGGUCGACCCAACACUCUUGACUGUUGGGUUGAAAAGCUCCGACAUACAGACAAUACAAAUAUAUUUUAUAGCACGAUACACCCUCCCAGUCUAUAUGACAAACAAUAGAUGUGUGGAAUGGGUCAAAAGGUGAGACUUGAUAUAUGAGAAAGGAGUAUCUCCCAUCCAGAUAGCAUUUGCUAUGAAGACUGUUCUUACUGUAUGGAAACCAGAGUUUGGCCCCCAAAACAAGGUUCCUCUCAUCAUUAUCCAUACCCGAGCCAUCUCUCCCUGGUACCUUACAUUACACAAACCCCAACUCAUUCUAUGGAAUGCAUGCUGUAGGUUUUAUCACCAAACCAUCCAUAAAUCAAUUGUCAGCUCCAGAUACCCCUAUCUCGAGUAAAACCCAUGUCCUUGACCACACGCCUAGACUAGCUGCAGGGAGCUGGAGUAGAAACCACCCCUUUACAAAAACACAGCAUUAGUAGAACAGUAUAUAAUUGUUAACUAUUAAUAUUAAACAAAGCAGGUAAACAUGUUAGAUGUUAAUAUUUCUCUCACAUUGUGCAGAGCCUUGUGGAUUGGAUGCAGUGAGUUUGAUUGUUAUGCUUUUUUAUUGUAGUUGUGACCCAGGAGCAGCUGAUUCCUGGACUGUGUGUUGCCUCUGAAAGCUUUGCUGAGCUCCCCUGCUCUCCCUCUGGCUGCAUCUGCUAUAACACUACUGUCUGAGCUAUCUACACACCAACCCAAUAGAGUGAGACUUUUCAUAAUAGAUAAUGAUGUUGAUGGGGGCAACGGUAGCCUCAAAGUUAGAGGUAGCCAGUGAAUCUCAGGGCCGACAAAAAAAUCUGGAAGGAUUCUAUCUGUUAUGAUGGUGAUUUACAAUCAAUGUUCUUUGUUCCAGUGUUAACAGUCAAUAUUCAUUGUGUUUCCUUCAAGGAGAGCCUGGUGAAUGAGAGCCCAGGACAGGUGAUUAGGCAGCUGCUCCUCUGUCACAGAUCUGUCACAGAUCUAGCUCCAUCAUCAUGAACCACAGUGUUGGUACCAUCACCAACCUCAGCAGCACCAGCGAGGGACAGCAGGUAGUAACUGCUGCCAUGUCGCUCACUCACUCACUCACUCACUCACUCACUAGAAUAUUAGGCUCUGUUCCAAUGUCCACACUAGCAUAUUACGUAGAAUACAUGGCCAUUACAUUGCUUAAUUCGAGCUGGUCUGCUUGUAUGGACAUUGGACUGUAGAUGUGGUUUCCAUCUAAAUGUUCAGUCACAUGUUCACUUUUUAAAAGGCUCACUUAUUUAUCAGUUUAGCAUACCUAUGGUCCUUCGAAACGGAUAUGGAGAUACCGACCUGGUCAUGUGAUGUUAUUAUUGUAAAAAAGAUUGACAAUCAUACGAAUGCAGCUGAUAUUGGGAGCCAUGCACUGUCAUUAAAAUGAUUAACCUUUGUUGUGUUGUCUAGGCCUUGAUGGACAGUGAGUGUGUAACAGGACUUCUCGAGGCCCUUGUGUCCAGUGUGACCUCAGAGGAGACUGUUCUGUGUUACUUCCUGUUUAUAUCAGCUGACCAGCUGGGGUGA
This is a messenger RNA of Coregonus sp. 'balchen', 8237 nucleotides long. NCBI's taxonomy places the organism in Eukaryota, Metazoa, Chordata, Actinopteri, Salmoniformes, Salmonidae. The record is from the annotation of a GenBank genome assembly.